AUGCAAAUACAAAACAUUCCACCUUCUGUUCCUGUUCUCUGCAAAUCUUUUUGGCAGAAUUUCUUUUCCAAAAAACAAGGCCUCGUCUCUCUCACUCCCUUGCUCCUCUCGCUCCUUCUUCCCCCUCCAUUGUUCUGCUUCUGUAACUGCAGCAAUGGCGGUAUUCUCGCACCUCCUUCUACGUGUUUCCUUCUUCUUUUCUUCUUCUUUGCUUCUUAUUCGCUUCUCCCUUCUGAAGCGUCCGUAAACCAAGAUUUAGAAGCCCUCUUGGCGUUCAAAGCCGCUUCUGAUACGCACAACAAGCUCACAUCUUGGAACUCCACCACCCAUCCCUGUACCUGGGCCUUUGUCUCGUGCCUUAAGAAUCGAGUUUCGCGACUCGUUCUUGAAAACCUUGACCUCCAUGGCUCCAUCGAGCCGUUAACUUCUCUGACUCAGCUUCGAGUUCUGAGCCUGAAGCGAAACCGCUUAUCCGGUCCCAUUCCGAGUCUGUCUAAUUUCACAGCCCUGAAGCUUUUGUUUCUUUCUCACAAUGAGUUCUCCGGUGUGUUUCCGGUGACGGUUACUUCGCUUCUCCGCUUGUAUCGCCUUGAUCUGUCUCACAACAACUUGACCGGGAACAUUCCGACGACGGUCAACAAUCUGACUCACCUUCUCUCCCUCCGUCUCAAUGACAACCAGUUCUCCGGUCACAUUCCCACUCUGAACCUCUCCAAUCUGCAGGACUUCAAUGUCUCUGGUAACCGCUUCUCCGGCGAAAUACCCAAACCAGUCUCGGGUUUCCCUGAAUCAUCGUUUGCUCAAAACCCAUCCUUGUGCGGAGCUCCAUUGGUCAAAUGCAAGGACAGUUAUGCCGUACCGAUUAAACCCGGAUCUGUGGGAGCCAACAAUGCAUCGCCAUUAAUGCCCCGAAGCAAUCCCUCAACUUCAACGCCAGCGAACAAUGCAGCCCCCGGAACAUCACCCAACAACAGUCACCAUCAUAACGGAGCUUCGAAGAUGAGUCCGAUACUUCUAAUUGCCAUUAUAGUCGGCGACAUUUUGGUUCUGGCGGUGGUGUCCCUUCUUCUGUACUGCUGUUUCUGGCAAAACUAUUCCACCAAAUUGAAAGAGAAAAACAUGUCGAAACUUCUAGAAAGCGAGAAGAUCUUGUACUCAUCAAGCCCAUACCCAUCAUCCCAGCCCGGAUUCGAAAGAGGUCAAAUGGUGUUCUUCGAAGGGAUGAAGAAGUUUGAACUUGAAGACUUGCUUCGAGCUUCAGCAGAAAUGUUGGGGAAAGGUGGGUUUGGGACAGCCUAUAAAGCUGUUCUCGAUGACGGCAAUGUCGUCGCCGUGAAGAGGCUCAAGGACGCUCAGAUUAAUGGGAAGAAAGAGUUCGAACAGCACAUGGAAGUCCUGGGAAGGUUAAGACAUCCAAAUAUUGUAAGCUUGAGAGCUUACUAUUACGCUCGAGACGAGAGAUUACUGGUCUAUGAUUACAUGACCAAUGGUAGCUUGUUUUGGCUCCUUCAUGGAAACCGAGGACCCGGAAGAACCCCACUGGAUUGGACUACGAGGCUCAAGAUGGCUGCCGGAGUGGGUCGAGGCCUGGCGUUUAUUCACGGCUCGUGCAAGGCCCUUAAGCUCACCCACGGUAACAUCAAAUCCACUAACAUCCUCAUUGACCAGGAUGGGAACGCACGCGUGGCAGACUUCGGGCUCUCCGUAUUCGCAACCCCUGCCACGUCAGCGUCAGCUGCAAAAUCCAACGGCUAUCGUGCUCCGGAAGCACUGGACGGUCGGAAAAACACGCAGAAGUCCGACGUGUACUCCUUCGGCGUUCUGCUGCUGGAGCUUCUCACAGGGAAGUGGCCCUCUGUUGGGGAUGCGGGUGGGCCCGGAGGAGGUGGGGCCGUGGACCUGCCCAGGUGGGUCCAGUCAGUGGUGAGAGAAGAAUGGACUGCUGAGGUGUUCGAUAUAGAGCUGAUGAGGUACAAGGAUAUUGAGGAGGAGAUGGUUGGCCUGCUUCAGAUCGCAAUGUCUUGCUGUGCAGCCGCACCGGAUCAACGGCCCAGGAUGAGCCACGUAGUGAGGAUGAUUGAGGACAUCCGUGGGGUCGAGAUGUCGCCGGGUCACCAUGACGCGUCUGACUCAGUGUCCGAGUCACCAUCCUUGUCGGAAGACGCCGGCGGAGCGAGUCAGUAACUGUGGCAUGUAGAAUAGAAUAUGUUUCGUUAAUCUGGUGGUGGGGAUUGAAAUUUAAUAGGAAAGGUAUUUAUUUCUAAAAGGUGUUGACUGGGUUGGAUGAUAUAUAUAUAUAUAUAUAUUCAUUGAAUCAUUAAAUUUAGUUCAA
Messenger RNA from Prosopis cineraria, 2332 nucleotides. RefSeq names its product probable leucine-rich repeat receptor-like protein kinase At1g68400. The transcript has 3 exons. NCBI's taxonomy places the organism in Eukaryota, Viridiplantae, Streptophyta, Magnoliopsida, Fabales, Fabaceae. Gene Ontology annotation, molecular function: protein binding; protein kinase activity; ATP binding. Bases 1 to 2184 code for a protein of 727 amino acids. Gene Ontology annotation, biological process: protein phosphorylation. The record is from RefSeq and is a predicted model, not a curated record.